AUGGGGAUGAAGGGAGGAGGAGUAGGAGCGGCCGGAGGGAGUAGUGGGGGUGAUGAGGCAUGGGCUAGGGCCGCAGGGGACGGGGACGGGGACGGGAAGCAGGCGGCGGCGGUGCGGGCUCCGUCGUGGCGUGAGCGGGAGAACAACCGGCAGCGGGAGCGCUGUCGCCGGGUGAUCGCGCGGAGGAUCUUCGCCGGGCUGCGCCUGUACGGCAACUACGCCCUCCCCAGGCACUGCGACAACAACAACGUGCUCAUGGCGCUCUGCGAGGAGGCCGGCUGGACCGUCGAGGCCGACGGCACCACCUACCGCAAGGGACCCAAGCCUGAUCGGGCAGGUGAUCAGCACAUGGCCGACAUCGGCGGGUCUGCUCCGGCUCCGGUGAAGAACCCAGGCGGAGCUUCCUACAGCCUGACCCGGGCGUCGUCACCCUCCGGCAUCAUGCUCGGCGGCGGUGGCAGCGGCGGGUCGUCCGACCCAAUUCCGGCGUGGCUCAAGAACCAGUCCAAGCAGCUCAGCGACAACUCGUACCCAAAUUUCUUCGCGAGCUCCUCCAACUCCAAGGCGCCGGCGACGCCGCAGGACGGCUCCGCGCCCUCGUCCCCGCUGCGCCUCCGCAAGAUGUCGCGCUACUCCUCCCCGCCGCCAAGCUCGGCGAGGGCCUCGGCCUCCAACUCCAACGUGCUGCCGCCGCCUCCGUGGGCCACGGGUGCUGGCGCCAGCCGCUUCUCCUUCCAGACCUCCACCCCGCCGCUAAUGAGCACCGUCAAUGGCCGGACCCCCGGCCCCGACCCGGUGAGCCUGCUGGCGGGGUUCCAAAUAUCCAACGCCGCGGCCAACAAACAGGCAGCGGCGUACAGCAGCAGCUUCGUGGCGUCCGGCGCGUCGUCGCUCGGUGCCGGGAGCUCUGCAUCUGGUUCUGGCUGGAAGCCCUGGAUGCUCCCGCCGCUGCCGGGACGCAGCAGAAGUGGGGCGUCGGCCGCGAUCCGUGGCCGCGGUGGCGCGCUGAUGUCGGGCCGCGGUGGCGCGCUGAUGUCGGGCCGCGGUGGCGCGCUGCUGUCCCCGCUCGGGUUCUCGUUCCGCAGGAGCGGCGGGGAGCAGGCGGGCGCGAGGGAGGAGGACGUGAUGACCGAGAAGAACGCCGACGAGGAGGAUGGCCUGGAGCUCACCCUGGGGAACGCGGCGACGCGCAAGGACCGCGCUUGA
Sorghum bicolor (sorghum) is the source of this 1206-nucleotide messenger RNA. RefSeq names its product protein BZR1 homolog 4. Gene Ontology annotation, molecular function: DNA-binding transcription factor activity. NCBI's taxonomy places the organism in Eukaryota, Viridiplantae, Streptophyta, Magnoliopsida, Poales, Poaceae. The transcript has 2 exons. Gene Ontology annotation, biological process: DNA-templated transcription; brassinosteroid mediated signaling pathway. The record is from RefSeq and is a predicted model, not a curated record. Bases 1 to 1206 code for a protein of 401 amino acids.